Diceros bicornis minor is the source of this 677-nucleotide messenger RNA. Its product is annotated as C-C motif chemokine 23-like. Gene Ontology annotation, molecular function: chemokine activity; CCR chemokine receptor binding. Bases 157 to 480 code for a protein of 107 amino acids. The transcript has 4 exons. Gene Ontology annotation, biological process: positive regulation of ERK1 and ERK2 cascade; neutrophil chemotaxis; cellular response to type II interferon. The record is from RefSeq and is a predicted model, not a curated record. NCBI's taxonomy places the organism in Eukaryota, Metazoa, Chordata, Mammalia, Perissodactyla, Rhinocerotidae. Gene Ontology annotation, cellular component: extracellular region.
UGUACACCCAAACAACAGCGUUCUGACCUCUGCCCUGUGCCUUUCUGAUCCUCCUCCUCUUCUUAUGUAAAUACAAAGGCAGAGCUGGGGGCCCAGGGAGUCAGGGAGCAGAGAGCCCAGGAGUCCUGAGGCCAGCUCUGCCUGCGCACUGGGGAGAUGAAGACCUCUGCAGCUGCCCUGUCCUUCCUCAUCGUUACUGCUGCUCUUGGAUCCCAGGCCCAGCGCAUUCACGAAUCCGUGAUGGAGAUGCACUGGCCUGAAGUCUCAAUAACUCGAGAAGGCUUUCACAGUCCUGCUGACUGCUGCCUCGCGUACACCCCACGAAAAAUCCGAUGUGAAGUCAUGAAAGAUUAUUUUGAAACAAGCACUGGGUGCUCACAGCCCGGUGUCAUCUUCCUCACCAAGAGGGGGCAGCGUGUCUGUGCCAACCCCCUGGAAAAGCGAGUUCGGGAUUGCAUGAGGCACCUGAAGCUGAGCUGAUCAAGGACCUGAGGAAAAUGAGUCUUGUCUGAGCAGAAGGAACACUAGGUGCCAGCCACCUCACCUCCCUCUCUCUCGCGCCAACUACCUCCUGGGAGUGUCUUGGCCUGAAUUAUCUUUUUAAAGCAACAAUUACUGUUCUGUUCUGGUUAUAAAAUCAAUGCAUUAAUAAAGAGUAUCCAGGGAACGGCCCCGUG